CUGUUUUACACUCUGUUUUUUAUUCUUUCUUUUUCCGACACGUUUCCAAGUUUAUAGGAUAAACACAGAUCAGUUCGAAUGACUCGCAACUUUUCUUUUACUGGUCGCUGUAAGAUAACAUUCUAAAAAUAGAUAAACAUAACACAGUUGCACUGAGUUUCUGUUUUCCGAGUCUUAACACCACUCGUUACUCUGUUUUUAGUUGAAACAGCGAGAAAAAUUAGUUUCUUCAGUUAAUAAAAAAAACGAACUUUUCUUCUUUUCUUCUUCCCCUUUGGAGAGAGAGAAACGUUUUGAUUUUUAUUUCAUUUCAUUUCCUAAGAUCGAGAUCCAAUCAAAGAUGGGUCUCUGUAUUGUUAGUUUUCGUCUUUAUGAUCGUUGACGAAGAUGGUUUGCAUAAAAAUGGCGUCUUCUCAGGUAGAAAUUGCCUCUUUACGGACUAACUUCGGUUGUGUCCUUAGAGAUCGCAACCAACGGCACAACAGCAAUGACGACGUCGUUUUCCAGAAGAAUCUGAAAGCUCAAGUGAAAUCUGCGGCGAUCUCCGACGAGAAUUUGCAGAACAGAGUCGAUUCUUGGAUCGGAAACAAACCGAAGAAGAAGAUCAAAAGCCGUAUUGGGUCGCCGGAGAAACCACGGACCAGAAAAGGGAACAGCCCGAAACCUUGGAAGAGAGACGAAAAUCCUGUAGGAGCUUCUUCUCUUGUGCAGAUAUGGGAGGCGAGGCUGAAUCGAUCCAACGGCGGAAACUCGCCGAUCCACGGCCAAUUGACGGAGAGCAGUUUAGGAGCGUGCGUUCAAGAAGAAACACAAACACACCUCUCGGCUCCAUCCAUCGACGGAGAUUCCGAAUCAGAGAACGAAUCGAAGAAUCCUGACCUUACGGUGGAGAUUAAAUCCGGGGGUCUCAAUUUGGUUUCUGAUACCGGAGAGAGCGAAUGGGGCGGAGUCGCUGAAAUUAUCCGGAGACUGAAGCUAACCGCCGGCGAUAAUGACGGCGCCACCGACAUGCCGGUCGUAAAAACGCAGAUGCUGGUGAAAAGCAGUUUCCCGGUGGUCACUUGUUCGCCGCGACUCCGAGGACGGCAAGCGUUCUCCGAUUUGCUCACGCGUCUGGAACGCGACCGCCACCGCGAACUGCAGUCGCUUCAUGAACGCAACGCAGUUACUAGGUUUCCUCAACGUGGUCGUCUCCAGUCAAUGUUGCGGCUAUGGAGUCUCAAACGCGGCCUAGUGAUUAAAGAUCGUCAUCGUUCCAGCUCAAAGACACAUGAUAUGAAUCGCCUCGAACCUGGCUCCACAGUUCUCCGCCUAAGGGAAAAGUUCCGGGAAAACGCAGCAAACUCCGCCUCUGAAGCAGAACGGAAGAAAGGUCAACAAACCACCGUAGAAACAGAGAGAAGUACAGAGAGCAUGCAGUCAAAAGAAGCUAGUAUUCUUCUAAAAACUUCUUCGCCGGAGCCGUUAAGCCCUCGAAACCGCAAGAUAGAGGAAGCAGUUUUACGCAAGAAAGAAACCGAAUCAAAGAUGAUUUACCUUCAGCUGCAAGAAACCAUCGUAGCAGAAGCUUUGAAAAGAACUCUCCCCACCACCAGCGUAACUCAUCAAGAACCACAAAAACUGGAGAACGAGGUCGCGAACAUGGCAGAAAGCAAUACACAGGGAACUCGAGAAACACCGUUUCUUGAGGAAAAAGAAACGUCGUUCGAAUGGGAAGAGCAAGAAGAGUACGAGGAUGAACAGUCUUAUUACGGAGAAAACGACUGGUUUACAGAAAUAUCUCGGCCUCGGACUUAUUGGGAAGAUCUGAGGAAGUCACGGUAUCUGGAAGUAAUGAACACUCGAUCUGACAAAGAUGAUAUAUGGAGACUCCUUGAGAGAAAAACGGUUUCCGAUUUCCUCCAGAGUGGAUUGAGAGAGAAGAUAGAUAAGCUCAUAAUGUCCCGUGUUCAGACACAUCCGGUUCAGCGGAUUGAGGAAGCUGGUAAAGAGGAACAGAAAUGUGACAUAGGCGAGGAAGAAGAUGAAGUCAGAGAUGACUUGAGCCAAACGUCAUCUCAGAUAUUUGUGCCGUCACCUAUAGGAUCAUGGAGUUCUCAAGACACAGGAGUUGCUUCCACACCCAUAAGCAAUCUUCAUACCACAGAGAUGGAGAUUAUAAGCGAUUUGAGAUCACAGAUUUUACAGCUCCAAUUAGAUAUGUCAGAGCUACGAGACUCUGUCAAAACGUGUUUGGACGUUAACGCUAGCCUUCAAAAGUCAGUUCACCGGGAAAACCCCCUGAAACGCAAUUGCUGCGUUUGUAACGAAACGCAAGUUGAAACACUUCUAUACAGGUGCGGGCACAUGUGCACAUGCCUGAGAUGCGCAAACGAACUACAAUGUAAUGGCGGGAAAUGCCCGAUUUGUCAUGCUAAGAUCCUGGACGUUGUUCGCGUCUUCGUUGAUUCAAGAACCUAAAACUAAUAAAACUAACGGCUCAAAAAAUGCUAAUUGCUAUGAUAUUCACUUAACCUUACACACUAAACUUUUUUUGUUUGUUUGUAUAAUUUGUUUUUUGCUUCCUUUGUUUGCUUUCAAGUUUGACUGGAGCGCGUUUGCGUUUUGGAUCUGCGACCGAGAUUCAUAUAUACAGUAUGUUCUUUAUAGGUGAAUGACCAAACCUCUUUUCUUGACGUUGAAGUUUUCUUCUUGUAAAGAUGCCUUUCACUUUCCUUCCAUCAAGUUUGUACGAGGUUUAGUAUUUAUUUAGC
Messenger RNA from Thlaspi arvense, 2753 nucleotides. NCBI's taxonomy places the organism in Eukaryota, Viridiplantae, Streptophyta, Magnoliopsida, Brassicales, Brassicaceae. The record is from the annotation of a GenBank genome assembly.